This is a messenger RNA of Lodderomyces margitis, 1083 nucleotides long. It is a transcript of the gene NTG1, whose product is annotated as bifunctional N-glycosylase/AP lyase. Gene Ontology annotation, biological process: base-excision repair; nucleotide-excision repair; base-excision repair, AP site formation. The coding region runs from base 1 to 1083 and encodes 360 amino acids. Lineage: Eukaryota; Fungi; Ascomycota; Pichiomycetes; Serinales; Debaryomycetaceae. Gene Ontology annotation, cellular component: nucleus. The transcript has a single exon. Gene Ontology annotation, molecular function: DNA binding; DNA-(apurinic or apyrimidinic site) endonuclease activity; oxidized pyrimidine nucleobase lesion DNA N-glycosylase activity. The record is from RefSeq and is a predicted model, not a curated record.
AUGCCUAGUAAAAGAGUCCCGACAUCAGUUUCAAAUCUCCGGGAAUUAAAGAAGAGAAAGACUGUUCAUGAGCCGCUUGCUAACGAAGGAGCUAACUUUAUUGCGAUAAAAAAGGUAAAGACAGAGCAUGAAGAAACAAGUUGCGAAACCGAUGAAGCUGCCACCGAAGUUGAUGCAAGUAUAGACACUGCACGCAUCAAGGUUGAGGUUGAAGUUGAACGUGAGCUGCCGCCUAAUAUUUUUCCUAAAGUCGAUCCAGAGGAUGCUCUCAAGGGUCCUGCAAAGUGGGCCAACAUUUAUAAUGAGAUUGUGGAAAUGAGAGCCAAAUUUUGGGCCCCAGUUGAUAGUCAAGGAUGCGAGAGCAUGCCAAACACAAUAACUCCUGGGCUAAAGUUCCACGAUUCAAAGAAGUACCGAUUUCAAUUACUCAUUUCCCUAAUGUUGAGUUCGCAAACAAAGGAUGAGGUGAAUUACGAAGCAAUGGUCAAACUAAAUGAUGGACUUGGAGAGAAGCACGAUCAAGGUUUUUGUCUCGAUGCUAUGUCACAAUUGACAGAAGCUGAGAUUGAUUCCUACAUCUGUAAAGUCGGAUUUCAUAACCGAAAAGCCCAGUACAUUGCAAAGACGUGCCAGGUAUUGAAAUCUGAGUUUGAAGGAGAUAUACCGAAAACUAUCGAGGAUAUUGUUAGACUACCUGGGGUGGGUCCGAAGAUGGGCCACCUUUUACUCCAAGCCGGUUGGGGCAUUAAUAGUGGAAUAGGGGUGGAUGUGCAUUUGCAUCGGCUAGCAUUGUUAUGGCAUUGGGUCUCGGCAAAAGCAACGACCCCAGAAAAGUGUCGCAUCGAGCUAGAAAGCUGGCUACCCAAAAAGUACUGGAGCGACAUCAACCCUUUGAUCGUUGGAUUUGGUCAGGUAAUAUGUGUGCCAAGAGCCAGCAAUUGUGACGUUUGUGCACUCGGCCGAAAGGGCCUUUGCUCAGCUGCUAAUAAGAAGUUGUUAAAGGGACCGAUCAGCGAGGAGCGAAAGACCAAGUUGAUGAAACAAAGAGCGGAUUUGACAAAUCUAAUCAAUGAAUAUUUAUAA